AUGAGCAAAGGCAAGCUCACCGGCGCUGAUGUCGCCCAGCACAACUCCCGCGACUCUUGCUGGGUCAUUGUCCACGGAAAGGCGUACGAUGUGACCGAAUUCUUACCAGAACAUCCCGGUGGCCAGAAGAUCAUCCUGAAGUACGCAGGCAAGGAUGCGACCGAGGAAUUCGAUCCCAUCCACCCUCCGGACACCCUAGACAAAUACCUCGAUGGCUCUAAGCACCUGGGCGAGGUCGACAUGAGCACCGUCGAACAAGAAGAAAAGGUUGCCGACCCCGAAGAAACAGAGCGGCAAGAACGGAUCAAGCGGAUGCCCCCGCUGCAAGCAUGCUACAACUUGAUGGACUUUGAGGCCGUCGCACGGGAUGUGAUGAAGAAGACCGCUUGGGGGUACUACUCCAGCGGUGCCGAUGAUGAAAUUACUAUGCGUGAAAACCACUCUGCCUUCCACAAGAUCUGGUUCCGUCCUCAGAUUCUUGUUGACGUGGAGAAUGUUGACUUCUCCACGACCAUGCUCGGAGCGAAAACAUCGAUUCCCUUCUACGUGACCGCCACUGCCCUCGGAAAGCUGGGUAACCCUGAGGGUGAAGUGGUGCUCACUCGCGCUGCUCACGACCACGAUGUCAUCCAGAUGAUCCCCACAUUAGCUUCCUGCUCCUUUGAUGAGAUCGUCGACGCCAAGAAGGGUGAUCAGGUACAAUGGCUGCAGCUUUACGUGAACAAGGACCGCGAAAUCACCAAGCGCAUUGUCCAGCACGCUGAAGCCCGCGGCUGCAAGGGUCUAUUCAUCACUGUAGAUGCCCCUCAACUCGGCCGUCGUGAGAAGGAUAUGCGUUCCAAGUUCUCCGAGGAGGGCUCCAACGUCCAAGCCAGCGGAGGCGAUGCUGUUGAUCGCUCCCAGGGUGCCGCCAGAGCCAUCUCGUCGUUCAUCGACCCUUCUCUUUCCUGGAAGGACAUCCCUUGGUUCCAGUCCAUCACAAAGAUGCCCAUCGUCCUAAAGGGCGUCCAGCGCGUCGAGGACGUCCUCCGUGCCGCCGAGAUGGGCCUGGACGGUGUUGUCCUCUCCAACCACGGCGGUCGCCAGCUGGAUACCGCGCCCUCUGGCAUCGAAGUCCUCGCAGAGGUCAUGCCCAUCCUCCGGGAGCGCGGCUGGGAAAACAAGAUCGAGGUCUUCAUUGACGGUGGUGUCCGUCGUUCCACGGAUAUUCUGAAGGCCCUGUGUCUAGGCGCCCGUGGUGUAGGUAUCGGACGGCCAUUCCUGUACGCCAUGUCCACGUACGGGCAGGCCGGUGUGGACCGCGCGAUGCAGCUCCUCAAGGACGAGAUGGAAAUGAACAUGCGUUUGAUUGGAGCCACUAAGAUUGCAGACCUCAACCCCAGCCUAAUCGACGUGCGUGGCCUGAGCAGCGGUCACCAUGCUUCUGUUCCCUCCGACACCUUGACCCUCCGUGCCUAUGAUCCUCUCCAGGCCCCUCGGUUUAGCGAGAAGGCUAAGCUGUAG
Aspergillus bombycis is the source of this 1503-nucleotide messenger RNA. Its product is annotated as L-lactate dehydrogenase (cytochrome). Gene Ontology annotation, molecular function: L-lactate dehydrogenase (cytochrome) activity; heme binding. Lineage: Eukaryota; Fungi; Ascomycota; Eurotiomycetes; Eurotiales; Aspergillaceae. The coding region runs from base 1 to 1503 and encodes 500 amino acids. The record is from RefSeq and is a predicted model, not a curated record. Gene Ontology annotation, biological process: lactate metabolic process. The transcript has 3 exons.